Molecule: messenger RNA, 609 nt
Organism: Glycine soja
Lineage: Eukaryota; Viridiplantae; Streptophyta; Magnoliopsida; Fabales; Fabaceae
Exons: 1
Coding region: 1-609 (202 amino acids)
Molecular function (GO): nucleic acid binding; RNA-DNA hybrid ribonuclease activity
Source: RefSeq, a predicted model, not a curated record
AUGGACCCGAUCAAGUACAUAUUUGAGAAGCCCGCUCUCACGGGGCGGAUCGCUCGGUGGCAGGUUUUGCUAUCCGAGUUCGACAUAGUCUACGUAACCCAAAAAGCGAUAAAGGGAAGCGCCUCGGCGGACUAUUUAGCUCAGCAUCCUCUCAAUGAUUAUCAACCCAUGCAUCUUGAGUUCCCAAAUGAGGACAUCAUGGCCUUAUUUGAAGAGAAGCUAGAAAAGGACAGGGACAAGUGGAUCGUGUGGUUCGAUGGAGCAUCUAACGUUCUGGGCCAUGGUGUUGGGGCGGAAUUGGUCUCGUCGGACAAUCAAUGCAUACCUUUCACAGCCAGACUUGGUUUCGACUGCACCAAUAACAUGGCUGAAUACGAAGCAUGUGCCCUGGGUGUCCAGGCAGUAAUUGACUUCAACGUCAAACUGCUCAAGGUGUACGGAGACUCGACACUGGUGAUUCACCAGCUAAGAGGAGAGUGGGAAACUAGGGAUCACAAGCUAAUACCCUACAGACCUACAUCAAGGAGCUGGCUGAGUUCUUUGAUGAGAUCUCUUUCCAUCACGUUCCUCGAGAGGAAAACCAGAUGGUGGAUGCACUCGCCACUUUAG